This is a messenger RNA of Helianthus annuus (common sunflower), 1416 nucleotides long. RefSeq names its product alpha/beta hydrolase domain-containing protein 17C. The coding region runs from base 244 to 1131 and encodes 295 amino acids. NCBI's taxonomy places the organism in Eukaryota, Viridiplantae, Streptophyta, Magnoliopsida, Asterales, Asteraceae. The transcript is spliced from 5 exons. The record is from RefSeq and is a predicted model, not a curated record.
ACACUACAAUUUACAACUAAUAAAUACACAAAAAGAAAAGAAAAAAAAAAAAAGAAGCAAAAUAGACCUCCAGCUUUUCUUAAAAAAGAUUUUCUUUUUCCGAAAAUUGAUGCCAUUUUCACAAGAUUUUGAGCAAAAUCGGUAAAACCCAGAUAUAAAAAUCGAUUCUUUGAUCAGGGUUUUCAGUCUAUUCAUCAAAUUAAUGUUGUUCAUGAGGUGGGUUCUUGUUCUUGUUCUUGAUCAAUGGGAAAUGUAACCUCAAACGUAGCUGCAAAGUUCGCAUUUUUCCCACCUGACCCACCGACAUAUGAUGUGUUUGAAGACGAUGUUGAUGGCGAAACAAGGCUUGUGUUUACAGGAAUUACAUUAGACAAGAAGGUUGAUGUUCAUAUGAUUGAUACAAAAGGCGGGAACAAAGUUGUUGCGACCUUCUGGAAACAUCCUUUGGGGAAGUUGACUGUUUUGUACUCGCAUGGUAAUGCUGCUGAUUUGGGUCAAAUGAGAGAACUGUUCAUUGAGCUUAGAGCUCACCUUAGAGUCAAUAUCAUGAGUUAUGACUAUUCGGGAUAUGGAGCUUCCACCGGCAAGCCAUCUGAACUGAAUACAUACUAUGACAUUGAGGCUGUCUACAAUUGUUUAAAGAACAACUAUGGAAUCAAGCAAGAAGACUUGAUCUUAUACGGUCAAUCCGUUGGCAGUGGGCCCACCUUGCACUUGGCUUCUCGACUACAACGAUUAAGAGGUGUUGUUCUGCAUAGCGCUAUUCUUUCAGGAAUACGCGUUCUCUAUCCUGUUAAAAUGACGUUCUGGUUCGACAUUUUCAAGAACAUUGACAAAGUACAGAAAGUCAACUGUCCGAUUCUAGUUAUACAUGGUACAAACGACGAUAUCGUUGAUUUCUCACAUGGGAAACGGUUAUGGGAACUUGCAAAAGACAAAUACGACCCGUUGUGGGUCGAAGGUGGCGGUCAUUCUAACCUCGAAAGUUUCCCAGAAUACAUAAAACACUUAUGCAAGUUCAUAAAAGCAAUGGAGAAGCUUUCCUCAAAGAUGAACAAGCAACGCCUUUCUUCGGUCCCAAGUAUCGAAGAAGUCAAACACAACCGGUGCUUGAUGUUUGGAAAAAACUGAAGAAGAAGAUGAUCGCGUUUUCUUUCUUUGUUACUUGCUAAUAAGGAAAUCUUGAUGGCCCGAAUCGAAUUAAAGUCAUGGUUUUUUUUUUUUAUCUGUUUUUAGAAGAAAUUUGGUAUUUAAUCUUGUUUAUGCUUGUGCAUUGAUUGUGUUGUAAUUAAAUUGUUGAUUUUUUUUUUUAUGCCAGAUGUUUAGAUUCAUUGUUUUUGUAAUGUAAAAUCAAAAUGUGAGGAUCAAAGGCUGGAAAAUCUUGAAUGAUUUGAUGAAAUGGGUAUGAUUUUUUUC